This is a messenger RNA of Symbiodinium natans, 879 nucleotides long. NCBI's taxonomy places the organism in Eukaryota, Dinophyceae, Suessiales, Symbiodiniaceae. The record is from the annotation of a GenBank genome assembly.
AUGCAGAAUGCACCUGUUGUUCAGGGCAAGGUGGUUGGCAGUGCCUACGACAUGGGACCGCAAGACGCAACUUUCGGGGGACCGCAGCCAGUGAUGCACGACGAGCUGAAUGUCCUCCAGAUGUCAUGCAAGAACACGGCACUCCCCCCAGAGAUCCGCCUCGGCUUUGUGAAGAAGGUUUACGGCAUACUCGGCACGAUGCUGCUCAUCACAUUCGGCCUCGCGCAGUUCUUUGUGUUCCAGAAGGAGGCCACAUUGGACUUCCUCGCAGCGAACAUGUGGAUUGUGUACAUUGUGGGUGCCAUCGUCGUGGCGCAGGUGUGCUUCGACUGCGCCAUGUCCUGCCAGCUUUGCUGUGGCGGUUCGAGCCUCAUACGAGGCUACUUGAAGAUGAUGACGACCCCUCCGUGGAACUACUUGUACUUGCUUGUUUUCUCCGUUUGUUUUGGAGUACUUGUCGGCUAUGUAUGCGCAAGCUACACAGCAGAGUCGGUGCUGUUGGUCUUUGCCCUUACCCUGAUCAUGGUUGCUUGCUUGACCCUCUACGCCAUCCGAACCUCAGCAGAUUUCACUGGCUGGGGCCCACACAUGAUGGUCGUGGCCGUGGGCUUUGUGCUGCUCGUCGUGAUGUAUUUUCUUCUGCCGGAUCGAACGCUUUUCAGCAGACUUGCAGGUGCCGUCUGCGCCAUCAUCUUCGGCAUCCUUAUUGUACAUGACACCCAGCUGAUCUUUGGCACGGCUGCGCUGGGAUUUGGAGGAAGCAGCAAGAAGUUUGAGUACACCAUCGACAUGUAUGCAUUUGCGGCGUGGAAUCUCUACCUCGACUUCAUCACCUUCUUUCUCUACAUGCUGCAGUUUCUUGGUAAUCGGGAUGGGUGA